Symbiodinium sp. CCMP2456 is the source of this 858-nucleotide messenger RNA. The record is from the annotation of a GenBank genome assembly. NCBI's taxonomy places the organism in Eukaryota, Dinophyceae, Suessiales, Symbiodiniaceae.
AUGCUGGAUAGUGACCUCGACGUCAUCACCUACUACGAAUUCAAGAAGCUUUCCUUCAAGCCCAAGGAACAUCCUAAUUUGGCAAAGGGCGCCAUAUGGGACCAGCUGCUGGAGCAGGGUGUGGUCCGCACUGGCAUCAUCCGAGGCAAGACUAGCAAGGAGAGGCCCGGUGCCUUCAUCCCCAAGUUCACAUUUAGUCGAAAACAUGGAGACGUCUGUCCACAGCCUCCCUUAGACAGUGUUCGGAUGUCAUUUGAGGAGGAGCACGACGUGGGCCUGGCCACAAGGAGGGGGAGACAGACCGCUGAGCAUGAGGAGAUCCGGGCGAAGUACCAGUCCAUCAUUCGCAAGCUCGAUGAUCACGAGCAGGUCAAGCCAUGUCCACCAAUGUCUGAUGAUCUGGUUGGACUUCUGAAUCGCCUGGUGACAGACAGAGCUAGUGUCUUACAGCAAAUGGGGCUUCACAUCGUCGAAGGCAAAGAAAUCAUCAACACUGUGCUCAAUGGCGGCAACCCACCCGCAAGUUUGAAGAGUCACGACAUCGUUCGAGGCUUGCAGCGGAUGUCGCAGUACUUCAGGUGGAUGGCUUGUAACCUGCUUCAUGACGACUACAUGUCACUGGCUGAAAACAAACAGAAAACCUUUCCGUCUUCUACAAUUAUGUCUCUCAUGUGGACCUCGGUUGAAGAUGUGAUUCUCCGAAGCUGGACCGAACAUGUGUUGCAGAACCCCAACAAGCCCGGACAUCUCUCGCUGCAUUUUGCUGGUAUUCGUGUUUCAGCGGAUCACAUGGGAGCAUCGCAAGAAGAUUAUAUCAAGGCGUGCCAAGAUGCCAUCUACAAGCACACUGGCUUCCAG